ACCAGCUCAAUCAGAAAUACUUUAUUUAAAUAACGAACUGAAGUGGAGUUAUUAGAUGCGAAUGUUGAUAAAUAAAUAGUUCUCGCAUUGAGAAGACUGCGCCAACCCUUUCGAGACUGACUUUAAUAAAAUUCUUAUUGGUUUAAAUGCUCUGUCAGUCUUGAAAGGGUUAAUCAUGAAAGGCCAUUUCAUAUAAUUUAGUUCAAAUAUUCUAAAACAAUCUGUUGAUCAGUAUGAGUACAUUUGACGGUAUAAUUAAAGAAUAUCCUCUUAUAUCUAUAGAUAGCUUCAUAAAAAAUAAUGGCAAUUUUGAAUCCACUGUAUUUUUUCUAUCUCAUUGUCACACAGAUCAUAUGAAAGGCCUUUCUGAUUCAAGCUUUUAUCAACUUCUAGAGUCAAGAUAUUUCAGCAAAAUAUAUGUAUCUGAAGUAUCAAAACAUUUACUGGAAAACAGUGAUGCUUAUUGUCAUUUAGCUGAGUAUUUGGAAAGUAUACCUUUGGAACAACCUAAAAUAAUUGCAAUUCCAAAUAAAAAUGGUGAAAUACUUUCAAGAGUGACUGUAACUUUAGUUGCAGCUGGUCAUUGUCUUGGAUCUGUUAUGAUUUAUAUUGAAGGUGAAAAUGGCAGAAUUCUAUAUACUGGUGAUUUCAGGCUUCCUGUUGGAGAUGCUGCUAGACUAGUUAAUUUGCAUGAUGGGGAAGGCAGAUUAAAGCCUCUUGAUGCCCUAUAUGUGGAUACAACCUUUUGUAAGAAACAGUACAUGUACUUUCCAACUCGAGAACAAGGUCUUGAAUCUGUCAUAUCAUUAGUGGAACCUUGGUUGGCUAAAGGAUCAGAUCACAUUAUAUCCCUCAUUUGUUCUGCUAAAUAUAACUAUGAAUUUGUGUUUGUUGAACUUUUCAAAAAGUUUCAUCAAAAGAUACAUAUAUCCGAAGAAAGACUUAGACAAUAUAGAGGAAUAAAAAUCAUUGAAGAUGCAGUCACUACAGUUGAGACAGAAUCUAGAAUACAUGCUUGUAGAAGGGAUAAAACAGUUGGGGAUACGUUUUAUAUUUCUGCUGCUCCAUGUGGUUAUGAAACAGAAGAUUUAAAACCUAUAAAAGUGAAGUAUAUCAAAUUGUGUGCUUGGUCUUUUAAGCAUGGAGCUCCAGAUAGCACACACCAUAUGUAUAUUGGUAAAGAAAAAAUGCAUAAGGUGUGUUUUUCAACACAUUCUUCUCUAGCUGAAGUUAGGGAUCUUGUGAGUUAUUUAAAGCCAAAAAUUGUUUAUCCAAAUGUGGUUCAGGGACAGACAGUGGAAGAAAUUCUUGAACUAAUUAAUGUCACCUCUUCCCAAGAUUUAAGUUCACCUGAGUUGCAAUUUUCUAUAUCUCCAUUAGGCGAGUUGAGAAAUAUGACUCCUGAUGAUAAAUGCACCACCCUCAACAGUAAUAGCCUACCCUUUUAUGAUGAUUAUUAUAGAAUAUCAGUUCAAAAUCAAUCAUUCUAUGUUCAACCUACGCAGACUUCUACUGCAGAUAAAAAGGGUGAUAUUAAUCUUGACAAUUCUGAUAAAAUUACUAAAGAAUCUUUUCCAAUGGGAUAUAACAAAUUAGAUUUAGCUGACAGUUCAUCAGCUGCUAGCAAACCAAAUAUUAUUGGGAAAAAAGAUGAACAAGUGACGCAUAAUUCUAGUAAUACUAAGAAAAGUAAUGAAAUAGUUUUGCAUAAGGAAAGCAAACAAUGUGAGCUGUUGAAUGUAACUGAUCACUCAUCAGUUGUAGUCAAGUCCAAAAGCUGUGAUACCUCUCCAAUCAAAUGGAAUUUUCCUUCCUUGUCAUCUGAUGAUGAAAAUUGUGAUCCUAAUUCUUCAUUUGGUAGUUCAAAAGAUAAAUCAGAUUCUGAAACAACUUAUACUACUUCAGAAGAACAAGAUCUGAAAAUGCAGGACCUUGACUGUGCUAUGCAUUGUAAUCUCAAAAUACAAAAGUCAUCUACAAAAAUAAUUGAAUCUUCUAAAGGUCAGAUUGUUGAAGAGACCUCCAAAGUUUGUAAAAAAGGUGUUAUUGAAAAAUCCUUUAAUUCAAUUCCCACCACUUCUAAUACUUAUUUUGUUCACAAUACUACAAAUUCUCCUGAUAAAGAUUUUAAUGAUUGCAUAAGAAAAGUAAUGCCAAAUACUGAUGUUGCAGUCAUCAAAGAAAUGAAGCCUUAUGAUAUUACUUCUGAAGAUUAUGAUAAAAAAAUUAAUUGCAGAUUCAUUAACAAAAGUAAUGAAAAGAGCCAAGAAGAAAUGAGAUUUAUUAAACCAGUUGGAGAAAUUUCUCGAAAUGAAUCCCAUCCUAGUAAAAAGAAAACAGCUGCAAUGAAUGCAUCAAUGGAAUAUAGUGUGAAGUUUAAUCCUAGAUGUGAAAAAUCUAGAAGUUACAAUUAUCAAGGGGAUACCACUAAAUACAAAAUGCAAACAUCAGAGGAUAAACAAAGUAGUGAAUUAUUAAUAGAAAUUUCUGAUGGUGAAGAUUCUGAUUCUCCCCCUGACCUUCAGGUAGUUUUUACUCAGAUAAAUUCUAAAAAGAAUUCUCCUUAUUUAAAUAGCUAUAGAGACAAGAAUUUUGGAAAUAACAGCUCAGAUAACAUAAGUAAUUUCUCCAACAUUAACAAAUUAGAUCUUGUAAAUGACCAUAUUGGAAAAUCAUGCUCAUUUACUAAUAAUUCAAUAAUAACCAAGAAAAACUUAUCUGCUGAUAAUGGUGCCUCAAACUUAAAUGAACAAAUGAGCAUGAAUGAACAUAUUAAGAAGUCACAAAAUGAUGAUAUUCAUUCUUCAUCUUCAAAAUCAUUUAGUUGUAAAUCGUCAGAACAAAGUGGCCAAAAGCAAUGUGAUCUUCAAGCAAUAGACAAUCCUAUAUCACAUCAGUAUUUCUUCAUUAGGAAAACUAGUCAAGACUUAGGGAAUGAUUUGUAUGAAGAUCAGUACAAAUUUGUGAGAAAAGUACUUCCAGAUUUAUCAUCUCGAAUGUUUUCUCAUAAGUUGCCUGAUAUUUCUGCUUCAAAAUAUGAAAGAAUUCACUCUAAAUUUAAGUUGAAUAAAACUUCAAAUACAGUUUACACUGCUUCAGAAUCAUCUAAUGGAAAUAAAAAUAAUCACAAAAACGUUGAAUUAAUAGAUUUAUCAUCUGACGAUUCAGUUGAAUCGAGUCCUCCAAAAUUUGUUAAACCAAAAUAUGACAUAGUUUCAACAAAUUCUAAAUUUGUGUAUAAAAACAAUAAAAUUUCUUCUAAUCGAAAAAUUUCUGAUUGUGAUAUAGCUGAUAGUUCAAGUGAUAUAGAAGUUUUAGAUGACAGUCCAAGUUUAUUAGAUCGGACUCGUACCAAAAAGAAUUGUAAUGAUUCAGUACAAUCUUCUAAUGGAACCAAAAGAAAGUGUGCCGAAAGUAGUGAUGUUCCUGCUCAGAAGUCUCCCAAGUUGGAGGAAGAUGAUUCCCCAGAUAUAUUUGAUGGAAAUUGUGAUUAUGAAAGUACUCCUGAAGAUUUGUUGUCUGAAACAAAUUUUUAACAUUUAAAUCGAAAUUCAGGAGAAAUGUAAACAUUCUAGAAUGAAUUAUAUAUUUAUUCUAGUUCAUAAACUGUGAUAAUAUUAUAUUUUACAAAAAUAUUUCAAUGAAUACUUAUUUUUAUAGUGAUCCAUAAAAGUUAAAAACUUUAGUGAAAAUAAUACUAAAGUUUGAAGAUUAUACACAUUAAAAAAUAUAUUUUCAAUUGUUUAUUAAUAUAACAUUUAUAGAGAAUGAAU
Molecule: messenger RNA, 3773 nt
Organism: Argiope bruennichi
Lineage: Eukaryota; Metazoa; Arthropoda; Arachnida; Araneae; Araneidae
Product: protein artemis-like
Exons: 11
Coding region: 234-3536 (1100 amino acids)
Biological process (GO): interstrand cross-link repair; double-strand break repair via nonhomologous end joining; protection from non-homologous end joining at telomere
Molecular function (GO): 5'-3' DNA exonuclease activity; damaged DNA binding
Source: RefSeq, a predicted model, not a curated record